This is a messenger RNA of Arachis duranensis, 1287 nucleotides long. RefSeq lists its product as uncharacterized. Bases 459 to 1055 code for a protein of 198 amino acids. Gene Ontology annotation, molecular function: RNA binding. The transcript has 3 exons. The record is from RefSeq and is a predicted model, not a curated record. NCBI's taxonomy places the organism in Eukaryota, Viridiplantae, Streptophyta, Magnoliopsida, Fabales, Fabaceae.
CCGGACACUGGGAACUGUGGGAUCAGGGCACGCCACACAGUCACACAUCCCUGGCUCAGUGGCUCCCUGCAUCGGUUCUUCACUUCUUCUUCGUCGUGCUUCAUUCCUUCUUCAGCCCAGUCAGCCACGGCCGCCACCAAGCACCAGCCUCACGAGUCACCGCCACGAAUCGCAGCUCUCAGCUUUCCUCGCAGCCUCGCACCAGUCACCACCACGAUUCGCAGUCUAUCGCCGCGCUCGUCACCCACCGGAUCUCUCUGGUGCUCUCACCUCUUAGACUCUCGCCUUGCUCACCUGCCAGAAGCUCGUUGCCGUCUUCGUUGACAGUUGCUGCCGCCGGCCACCAGCACGUCGUCGUUCAGUGUUGCCAGAAGCGGAGCAUUUCAGUUUCUGACUUUCAGUAAGGACUCAAGAAAUUUAACUAUCAACUUGUAAACCGUUUUCAUUCACAUCAUCAGAUGGCAUCAGCAUCAGAGAAGUAUGCUGCAUUUGAGGAGAAAGUGAGUCGAACAGUGUACUUUGAUAACCUUUCACCACAGGUCACUGAAUCUGUCUUGAGAACUGCUGUUGAGCAGUUUGCAACCGUUAAAAGUGUGAAGUUUAUUCCCAAUUACCUUGGACCAACCAAUCUGCCACAGUGUGCAUUGAUAGAGUUGGAUUCUUCCAAGAAGGUCAAGGAGGUUGUCUCCAUGAUACGCCAGUAUCCCUUCAUGAUGUCUGGGAUGCCACGACCAGUAAGGGCUCGUCCUGCCGAGGCAGAAAUGUUUGAUGAUCGGCCCGAAAAGCCGGACAGAAAGAUCAAGUGCUGUUGGUUGGAUCCGAGUGACCCGGAUUUUGAGCUGGCGAAGGACCUGAAGCGUCUUACACGCAGACACGCUGUAGAAGCUGAAUAUGUUCACAAACUUCAACUACAAGAAGAAAAGAAGCUUGCCGAACAACAAGGGGAAACGCUUAAUAUGCAUUACAAAAAGUUCAAAUUAGUUGACAGCAUUAUGGCUGAUGGAACUGCCAAGCAUCUGGCAAAAAGAUAUAAUCUGGGUGUUGCAGAUGAAUGAAGGCUUUUGGGCUUAACAGUUUAUGUAAAGCCUCAUGCUGCUAAUUCUACCAAAGAAACAAGAAGUAAAUGGUAUUUAUUAUUUAACAUGCUUUGAUCCAUAUGUACGAUGCCUUUUUAUUUUGAAAAACGUGUUUAUGUGAAAAUGUGUAAAAAACUAUAUCAAGACUUUUUAAAGUAAGAAAAAAGUAAAGUAAUAAUCUAAUCACUAUUAAAUUAAGAAUAAAGAAUCA